CCCGUCAGCGAGGAGUGAGUAGCAAAGUAUCGACUCUGCUGAGGAUGCCCCAGACGAACAAGUUCAAAUGCGCAGCUGCAAGUGGUUCAGCCCAGUCUGCUGGUCCGGACCGGGGUGAGCCGCAGCAACACGCAGAGCCCAGAGAGCAGGAAGCAGCAGCGGGGGGCAGCGGCGGAGAUGACAACCAAGGAGAUGUUGAGAUCAUAAAGUCUCCUAGCGACCCUAAGCAAUACAGAUACAUUGAGCUUAGCAAUGGCCUGAGAGCUCUUCUGAUCUCAGACUUCAGUGGCACCGAUGCCAAGGCUGCAUCCGAAGACGACGAUGAUUCUGAAGAAGAGGAAGAGGAGGCAGAGGGUGAGGAAGAAGAGGAAGGAGACUCAGGAGAAGGCACAGAUGAAGAGUCUGAGGAAGGGGAGGAAGAACAGGACAGCGACUUUGAGGAGUUGGACGACGAGAGUGAGAGAAAAAAGAAGAAAGGCAGCUCAGAGAAACAGUCUGCAGCUGCUCUCUGUAUAGGAGUAGGCAGUUUUAGUGACCCCAGUGACCUGCCAGGACUCGCCCAUUUCCUCGAACACAUGGUUUUCAUGGGCAGCGAGAAAUAUCCCUCUGAGAACGGCUUUGACGCCUUCCUGAAGAAACACGGCGGGAGCGACAACGCCUCCACGGACUGCGAGAGGACCAUUUUCCAAUUCGACGUCCAAAGGAAACAUUUCAAAGAGGCCCUCGAUAGAUGGGCUCAGUUCUUCAUCUGUCCUCUGAUGAUCAAAGAUGCCAUAGACAGAGAAGUGGAGGCCGUCGACAGCGAGUAUCAGCUUGCCAAACCCUCAGACUCUCACCGUAAAGAGAUGCUGUUUGGCGGCCUGGCUAAGGAGAACCAUCCCAUGGGCAAGUUCUGCUGGGGGAAUGCAGAGACUCUGAAGAUUGAGCCCAGAAAAAACAAUAUUAAUGUUUACCGUCGCCUGCGUGAGUUCUGGAAGAGGUACUAUUCUGCUCACUACAUGACGCUGGCUGUGCAGUCUAAAGAGAAACUGGACACCCUGGAGGAGUGGGUGAGGGAGAUCUUCAGCGAGGUUCCCAACAACGGCGUUCAGAAACCCGAUUUCUCCGAUCAGCUCGAUCCUUUUGACACCCCAGCCUUCAACAAACUGUACCGAGUGGUGCCUGUAAGGAAGGUUCACGCCCUCACCAUUACAUGGGCCCUUCCUCCACAAGAGAGAUACUACAGGAUAAAGCCCCUACAUUACAUCUCUUGGUUGAUUGGCCACGAAGGCACUGGGAGUAUUUUGUCUCUGCUCAGGAAAAAGUGUUGGGCCCUUGCUCUCUUUGGAGGGAACAGCGAAACGGGCUUCGAUCAAAACUCCACCUACUCCAUUUUCUCGGUCUCAAUCACUUUGACUGAUGAAGGCUUCCAGAACUUCUAUGAGGUUGCCCAUCUGGUGUUCCAGUACUUGAAAAUGCUCCAGACUCUUGGACCUCAACAAAGAAUUUAUGAGGAAAUUCAGAAGAUUGAAGCGAAUGAAUUCCACUAUCAGGAACAGACUGACCCCAUUGAAUAUGUGGAGGACAUCUGUGAGAACAUGCAGCUCUUUCCCAAAGAGGACUUCCUGACUGGAGACCAGCUCAUGUUUGAGUUCAACCCACAGGUGAUCUCUGCAGCUCUGACUCUCCUGACCCCAGACAAAGCCAACCUGCUGUUGCUGUCCCCAGAGCAUGAAGGCCAGUGUAUGCUGAGAGAGAAGUGGUUUGGCACUCAGUACAGUGUGGAAGACAUCCAGCAGGAGUGGAGAGAACGCUGGUCCGGAGACUUUGAGCUAAACCCAGAUCUGCACCUCCCAGCGGAGAAUAAAUUCAUUGCGACGGAUUUUACCCUCAAAACAUCAGAUUGCCCCGACACUGAGUAUCCUGUCAGGAUCGUUAACAACCAGAGAGGCUGUCUGUGGUACAAAAAAGACAACAAAUUCAAAAUACCAAAAGCUUACGUGCGGUUUCACCUCAUCUCUCCCAUGGUUCAAAAGUCGCCGAGAAACCUGGUUCUGUUUGAUCUUUUUGUGAACAUACUGGCCCAUAAUUUGGCUGAGCCAGCAUACGAGGCAGAUGUGGCCCAGCUGGAGUACAAGCUGGUCGCCGGGGAGCACGGCUUGGUCGUUAAGGUCAAGGGCUUUAAUCACAAACUACCUUUGCUGUUCAACCUGAUCGUGGACUACCUGACUGACUUCUCUGCAGCCCCUGACGUCUUCACCAUGUUUGCAGAGCAGCUGAAGAAAACCUACUUUAACAUCCUCAUAAAGCCUGAGAAACUGGGAAAGGACAUAAGGCUUCUAAUUCUGGAGCACUCACGUUGGUCUAUGAUCCAGAAGUACCAGGCAGUGGUGGACGGGAUCAGUGUGGACGACCUCAUGGAGUUUGUGGCCAGUUUUAAGUCCGAGCUGUAUGCCGAGGGGCUGGUGCAGGGCAAUUUCACGAGUAGAGAAUCCAUGGAGUUCCUGCGAUACGUUACAGAUAAACUGCAGUUCAAGAAGCUGUCAGUAGAGGUCCCCGUUCUCUUCAGAGUAGUGGAGCUGCCUCAGAAACACCAUCUCUGUAAAGUCAAAUCUCUCAAUAAAGGAGACGCCAACUCUGAGGUCACGGUCUAUUAUCAGUCUGGGCCUAAGAACCUGAGAGAGCACGCUCUGAUGGAACUCCUGGUGAUGCACAUGGAGGAGCCAUGCUUUGACUUCCUUAGGACCAAAGAGACGCUGGGGUAUCACGUCUACCCCACCUGUCGGAACACGUCGGGUGUUCUGGGGUUCUCGGUUACCGUGGAGACGCAGGCAACAAAGUUCAACACCGAGCUGGUGGAGAUGAAGAUUGAGGAGUUCCUAGCGAGCUUUGGGGAGAAGAUGAACAACUUGACUGAUGAGGCUUUUAAGACUCAGGUGACAGCUCUCAUCAAGCUUAAGGAAUGUGAGGACACACACUUGGGUGAAGAGGUGGACAGAAACUGGUCAGAGGUGGUUACCCAGCAGUAUGUCUUUGACAGACUCAACAGAGAGAUUGAUGCUCUGAAACUCAUGACCAAAUCCGAGCUGGUGUCCUGGUACAUGGAGCAUAGAGGAGAGAGCUGCAGGAGGCUCAGCGUGCAUGUGGUGGGUUUCGGAGUCGAGGAGAGCGACGCCCCGGCCGAGGAGCAGCCCAGCCCGGAGGGAGAGGACGAGGGGGCGUGCAGGAGCUCCUCCUCCUACGGGGAGGUGUCCAAACUGACCUUCCUACCCGCCUCGUCGACCCUGGCCUCCGCGUCCGUCAUCACGGACAUCCGAUCUUUCACCUCCUCCCUCAACCUCUACCCUUACCACAAGAUCAUCAAAUAAACCUAACCCUCCACCGCACAGGGGCGAAAGGUCAACCCUUACGCCUGGCCCCUCCUCCAUCCAGCGUCUCCCUCUCACCGUUUCCUCUGUCAUACUUUCCACACGGGUGUGUCAGGGGGAGGACACUCUGAGGCAGCUUUUGCACUGAAACUAUCGAAAAAAAAAAAAAAAAAAAAAAACCCAGGGCAGCAGUCACAUGCUUGUUUCUAUUACUGAGCUCCUGUCACUGGAAUGGCUUUGCUGUGAUUCGUUCGUGUGUGUGUGUGUGUU
This is a messenger RNA of Chanos chanos (milkfish), 3617 nucleotides long. It is a transcript of the gene nrd1a, whose product is annotated as nardilysin a (N-arginine dibasic convertase). The record is from RefSeq and is a predicted model, not a curated record. Lineage: Eukaryota; Metazoa; Chordata; Actinopteri; Gonorynchiformes; Chanidae. Bases 45 to 3347 code for a protein of 1100 amino acids. Gene Ontology annotation, molecular function: metal ion binding; metalloendopeptidase activity. The transcript has 31 exons. Gene Ontology annotation, biological process: proteolysis.